ACAUGAAGUACUUGAAGACAACAACAUUCUUGACCGGUUACUCCCAAAAUGGCGACGGACUCCUUAGGGGUGCUCCCGUUUGUUCGGGGUAUAGACCUUUCCAGAAAUGACUUUACUGAGACAUUCCCCGUAAAGGUUGGUGAUAUGGGGAAUCUACGCUGGCUAAGGCUUGACAAUUCAAACUUGGAUCAGUUACCAAAUACAUUAGGUAGCCUUUCAAAGCUGGAACACCUGUCUCUGGUAAAGAACAAACUUACAUCCCUUCAUGGAGACAUCCCUUCAUUGUCCAACCUUAAGGUCAUAAAUGCAAGACACAAUAGCUUGAAAAAUCAUGGUGUUCCGUCUGAGAUGUUCAAGCUAGAUGACUUGUUGACAGUGGAUUUGAGUCACAACCACCUGGAUGAAGUGCCUGCUGAAGCUGAGAAUGCAACUAGUCUCCUUGUUUUGAAUUUGAGUCAUAAUAGCAUCACAUCAAUUCCAAACCAGCUUUUUGUUAAUCUCACAGAUCUGAUUUAUCUUGAUCUGAGUGACAAUGAGCUUGAAACUAUUCCACCACAAUUGAGAAGACUAACAAAUCUACAAACCCUGAUCCUGAACAACAACCCACUAUUACACGCCCAAUUAAGGCAGUUACCAUCAUUAUUGCAACUCCAUACGUUGCAUCUAAGAAAUACCCAGAGAACAAUCUCAAACAUGCCGCAUAAAUUGGACAACCUUGAAAAUCUUACAGAUGUUGAUCUCUCGCACAAUGAUCUGCCAAGGGUGCCGGAGCCGAUAUACCGAAUAAACAGUUUAAAACGUCUCGACCUCAGCCACAAUCAAAUCACAGAGCUUUCAACCUUAAUUGAUUCUUGGACGAAACUGGAGACAUUAAACUUAUCCAGAAAUCAACUCGCUGCUCUGCCGUCCACCAUUUGCAAGCUAACGAGUUUAAAGAGACUUUAUGUAAAUGGAAAUCAGUUAACAUUCGAGGGAAUCCCCCUUGGCAUCGGAAGAUUGCUGAAUCUGGAGGUGCUCAUGGCAGCUUGGAAUCGUUUGGAAUGUAUUCCCGAGGGUGUCUGCAGGUGUCUCAAGCUGAAGAAACUAAUUUUGCAUUCAAAUUGCCUCAUAACUCUUCCAGAAGGAAUCCACUUCCUGGCAAAUUUGAAAGACUUGGAUGUGCGAAAUAACCCACAUCUGGUUAUGCCUCCAAAACCUGUCUCCCAGAACGAAGCAGAUGCAGAGUUCUACAGCAUCGACUUUUCAUAUCAAACUCAACUCAGAUACGCUGCUGGACACUCCCCCUCGGCCAUACAAAUUUCUAAAGAUCCUAUCGCCAGAAAGCUACGCUUGCGAGGUCGCAGGUACCAAAAUCUCACUGAUACCGAUAAAAAACUGAAGGGAAUGGUAGAAAGCGCUGAAGAAAAUAAAGCACACCACAAGAAUCCGAAGCAAAUUGACAACGAGCCUGAAGGACCACAGUACUUGAAGGGGCGAAGAUGGAACGAAGCUCUUGUCAAGCCUAACUUGAAUUACAGCGAUAUAUUUGCCAGUGAUGUAUGCCAGGAACCAGGUCUCACAUGUUUCCAAAUUGAAAACUUUAUGCCUGUUCAACUCGAUGAAGCACUGUUGGGGAGGUUUUAUGAUGGAGACUGUUACAUAGUCAUCAAGACUGCAUAUGAUGAUUCAGACCAACUGGAAUGGCAAAUUUUUUACUGGAUCGGGCAGCACUCCACGCUCGACAAAAAGGCUUGUUCUGCCAUUCAUGCGGUCAAUCUUCGAAAUCUUCUUGGUGCUGAAAGCAGAACACAGAGAGAGGAACAGGGAGACGAGUCGCCUGAAUUUCUAGAAUUAUUCGAAUCGCCAAUAUCCUAUAUCGAAGGAGGUACUGGCAGUGGGUUUUUCACCGUAGACGAACCGCCACAUAUCACCAAGAUGUAUCGUGUUAUUGGCAUGCAUGGCUUCCAAAUGGAACCGGUUCCUCUAGAUUGGAAAUCUCUCGACCCAAAUUUUGCAUUUUUAUGCGAUGCAGGACAGCACGUAUAUGUUUGGUCAGGGAAAAAGGCGCCAUUGAUGACAAAAACUAAAGCAAGGUUGUUAGCAGAGAAAAUUGUGCGCAUAGAUCGAAAAGACAAAGCCGAGAUCCAUCAAAUGUUUCAGGGCCGUGAAGAUGAUCCGCCAUUUUGGGAAAUAAUCGGUGAACCCAAUGGAGAUGUUAUUGAACACGAAGAAUUCAAUUCUUUCAAACCAAUACGUCCAAUAUUGUAUAAAGUUUAUCUUGGUAUGGGAUAUCUUGAGCUUCCGCAAGUUGAAAUCCCCAAGAAGAGGCUCACACGCGCACUUUUGGAUUCCAAGAAUGUUUACAUUCUAGACACGUGGUCUGAAAUUUUCAUUUGGAUUGGCCGGCGUUCUGCGAGAUUGGUGCGUGCUGCUGCGCUUAAACUCGCGCAAGAAUUGUGUGGCAUGUUUGGACGGCCUGAAAUAGCAACCGUUUCAAGAAUUCUUGAGGGGGUUGAGACUCAAGUUUUCAAGACCAAGUUUUCAGGCUGGGAUGAUGUGCUGGCAGUUGACUUUACAAGGACUGCAGACCGAGUUGCUGAGUUAAGACAGGAUGAGACGAAAGAGGACGGGAAAAGUCUCAUUGCCAUGACACCGCCUCCAAAGACCCAGAAAGUGGACCUUGCUGCAUUAUUUACCGCGCGACAGCCUUCCAUGUCGGAUACAGAAUGCGAUACACUGAUCGAAGAGUGGAACGAAGAUCUCGAUGGAAUGGAAUGCUUUGUUCUUGAAGGAAGAAAGUUUGUCAGGCUUCCUGAAGAUGAGAUAGGUCACUUUUAUACUCAUGAUUGCUAUGUGUUUUUAUGUCGCUACUGGGUGCCUGUUGAGCUUAAGGAAGGUGAGGAGGAGGAGGAAGAGGCCGAGGUGGAGGAGCAAGAAGACGAAUUUCAAUGUGUUGUUUAUUUCUGGGAGGGUCGAGAUGCUGGCAGAAUGGGAUGGCUCACUUUUACUUUUAGCUUGCAGAAAAAAUUUGAGGCUCUUUUUGGAGACAAAUUGGAAGUCGUGAGAACAAAACAGCAACAAGAAGCAUUGAAAUUCUUGUCACAUUUUAAGGGAAAAUAUAUCAUUCACAAGGGGAAAAGAAAACACGAAAGCACAGGGGCAGAACUUUAUCAUAUUAGAUCAACUAUGGGGAAACUAACACGACGUUGUAUCCAGAUCGAGUGCGAUGGUAUCCAUCUGAAUUCAGAGUUCUGCUUCAUCCUCAGAGUUCCAUUCGACAAUGGUAAUGGAGGAAUUGUAUACACCUGGAUCGGAAACAAAACUGUGAGAGAAGACCUAGAGUAUGCAGAAGAGCUAGGCCAAGAAUUAUGGGAGGAAGGGUACUCUGUUCAACUUGUACAGGAAGGUGAAGAGCCGGAGAACUUCUUUUGGCACGGCAUUGGCGGGAGAAAGGAUUACGAAAAGACAGCCGAAUUUUCGCGUUUAGCCCGGCUUUUCAGAUGCUCAAACGAAAAAGGAUUCUUCACCGUCUCUGAGAAGUGUUCAGACUUCUGUCAAGAUGAUCUUGCUGAUGAUGACGUCAUGAUGCUUGAUACUGGCAAGGAGUUGUUUAUUUGGAUGGGUCCUAAUGCAAGUGAUAUCGAGAAAAAGCUGGCUUUAAAAAGUGCCCAGGUCUAUAUCCAGCACAUCAAGGAACAGAAACUUGGGGAACCGCGUCAACUUCAUCUUACAGGCAAACUAAAAGAGCCAUAUCCCUUCACAAGUUGUUUCCACGGCUGGAUAGAGUGGAAACAGUAAUAACAGACCACACUGUAACAUUCUCGUAAGAAACAGUUUCUUAAUGCAAGUAACAUUUCGUCAAAUCCUAGUAUAAAAAUGCCUAUUUAUUUCUUAUUACAAAAAGAUUAACCAAGAGAGAAAAUUUGAAAAUUGGCGCCAGUUUAAAAAGAUUUACUUUCACCUUGCGGCUCUUGUUGAAUCAUAUACCUGUAUAAUUUUUGAUUAUUGUAAAAUGUUAGUAUUUUGUAAUCAAUUAUCGUAACAGUUCCUUUUUAUUAAGAAAUAUUUUAUACUUAGUUGUCUAAAAGACUAAUGUGAAAAAGGUUAUAUUGAUUAAUCUUCUUUAAAUAUCUUUUAUUGAAAGAAAUAUGGUCAUCUCAUUAAGAAGAUUUAAACAUUUUAUUAAAGUUGAUUACCAGAAGAAAUAUUUUUUUUGAAUGGG
Messenger RNA from Rhopilema esculentum, 4201 nucleotides. RefSeq names its product protein flightless-1 homolog. Gene Ontology annotation, biological process: barbed-end actin filament capping; actin polymerization or depolymerization; myofibril assembly. The record is from RefSeq and is a predicted model, not a curated record. Gene Ontology annotation, molecular function: phosphatidylinositol-4,5-bisphosphate binding; actin filament binding. Gene Ontology annotation, cellular component: actin cytoskeleton; cytoplasm; nucleus. NCBI's taxonomy places the organism in Eukaryota, Metazoa, Cnidaria, Scyphozoa, Rhizostomeae, Rhizostomatidae.